This is a messenger RNA of Micropterus dolomieu (smallmouth bass), 1217 nucleotides long. Its product is annotated as doublesex- and mab-3-related transcription factor 1Y-like. Gene Ontology annotation, biological process: germ cell development; sex differentiation; regulation of transcription by RNA polymerase II. Gene Ontology annotation, cellular component: nucleus. Lineage: Eukaryota; Metazoa; Chordata; Actinopteri; Centrarchiformes; Centrarchidae. The transcript has 3 exons. Bases 123 to 944 code for a protein of 273 amino acids. The record is from RefSeq and is a predicted model, not a curated record. Gene Ontology annotation, molecular function: DNA-binding transcription factor activity, RNA polymerase II-specific; RNA polymerase II cis-regulatory region sequence-specific DNA binding.
UUCAAAGUUUAGACUGAGUCACAAAUUCCCACACUGGUGAGAAGGGGUCAUCAGGCGGAUCAUCAUACCGGAACAUAGUUUAGGCGGAGUAAGGAGCACUGUAUUGAUUUUACUAGCUAGUUAUGUCCUUAUCUAAAGAACAAGGGAUGGUAGCACCUCGACAGCCGAAAUGCACCCGGUGCCGACACCAUGGGAUCAUCGUCCCGCAGAAAGGCCACAUUAAGUACUGUCCUUUUCUUAAAUGCGACUGCUGGAAGUGCUAUCUCAUCACACAGCGGACUCGGAUCACGGCCCUCCAGCGAAACCUGAAGAGAACCCAAAAUAAAGAGCAGCGAGCUUGCGGCCACCCAGCGGCUGAGGGCACCUGUUGCGCCUCGGCCCCGGACGGAGGUGCUAGUCCGUCGGCCACAUCUGGACUGACGUGUCCCCCAUCGGGAGGGGCCCAGGAGUCUGCUGCCAACACCAACUGGAGCCCUCUCGACCUCCGGAUCAAACCAGCCGAGGAAGGGGAGAAUGUAGCCGCUUUGGACAGCAGAGAGGUGCUGCCCUUCGCUUCCAGCGAGGAAGGACCAAGUACACCUUUUAAUGCUCCUUACUUUGGUGAAUAUCGCCAGACAUCACCUCUGCCUUUUAUUCACUACCCAGUUAGGAUGUCAGGUCCACACCCCAGCAGCUGCGCACCAUGUGCAAACGUCCUGUUCAGAAUGCCAUGGUUGCCACCUGUGCCUGCUGGGCUUUACAACAAUAGCCUCUGUGGACCCCUGAUGUUCCCCCACUUCCAGUCGGGUGCUGUGCAAUACCCACCUCCACCAAACCCUGCUGCUGAUUGUGGAACAGUAUUUUUCACUGUCCCAGAGCCCUUCCAGGACGAGCUGAUGUCAAGGCAGCCCCCUCUGUCUGAGCAAACUCAGCAGGACAUACAACAACUGGAUUCAAGCACAUAAUAUGUGGAAUAGAACCUGAGCUAUUCUUUAGUUCCCGUGGCAUCAUUGUUCCUGUGCCUUAUUAAUAUAGUCAUGUAGGGUUUCUUUAUAAAGGAAGUCAGAACUCAAUUGUCUGCAUUUUAACUUUUUUUACAUCAUAAAUCAGUUUAAAAUCUACUAUUUAUUAAUCAGUUAUAAAUUUGCACUUUGCUGUUGCAGCAGUGCAACAUACCUGUCAUAUAUUGUUUGCGUUAUGUUUGCAAAUAAAAAUAAAAGUUGUGGGUUUACUUUUCA